Messenger RNA from Mytilus californianus (California mussel), 2022 nucleotides. RefSeq names its product serine/threonine-protein kinase pim-1-like. Lineage: Eukaryota; Metazoa; Mollusca; Bivalvia; Mytilida; Mytilidae. Gene Ontology annotation, biological process: negative regulation of apoptotic process; protein autophosphorylation. The transcript has 4 exons. Gene Ontology annotation, cellular component: cytoplasm. The record is from RefSeq and is a predicted model, not a curated record. Gene Ontology annotation, molecular function: ATP binding; protein serine/threonine kinase activity. The coding region runs from base 137 to 1105 and encodes 322 amino acids.
CACACAACUUCGAAUCUCAUAACAUUUGUAUAUUCUGUCGUGUCAACAGGGAUGUCUUCUUGAGAUUUGCUUAGUGGAUACCUAUUAUUUUAAGGAUACAGUGGAUGUUAAAUAAGUGAAAUAUUCAAAUAUCAUAAUGUUGGGAAGAAAGUUGUUUAAUAAUAACAACCCGGGAGAAAAGAAAGAGCAGAUAAAAGGGAAAGAAGAGCUCAAUAAAACAUAUAAUGUUGGUGCACAGCUGGGAAGUGGUGGUUUUGGAACAGUGUAUGGAGGCACUAGGAGAAGUGAUGGACUACCUGUUGCUGUUAAAUUAAUCAACAAAAACAAAGUGACUGAAUGGGGACUUCAUAAUGGACAUAAUAUACCAAUGGAAAUUAUUCUCUUGAAAAAAGUUUCUCAUGUUUCUGGAUGUAUUAAAAUGUUAGAUUGGUAUGAAGUGAAAAACAAUAGUGCUCACAGUUAUGUUAUUGUGAUGGAACGUCCAGAGCAUGUUCAAGAUUUAUUUGACUAUAUCACAGAAAAGGGCGCUGUUAAUGAAGAAACCAGCAAAGUGUUCUUUAGACAAAUAGUAGAGACUCUAUAUAAUGUUCAUAGAUCAGGUGUUGUACACCGAGACAUUAAAGAUGAAAAUAUUUUAGUGGAUUUGAAAACUGGUGAACUGAAAAUAAUUGACUUUGGAUCUGGUACAUUGCUCAAAGAUACAGUAUAUGUGACAUUUGAUGGUACAAGAGUGUAUAGUCCUCCUGAAUGGAUAAAACACCAUAGAUACCAUGGUAGGUCAGCAACAGUGUGGUCAUUGGGAAUUUUAUUAUUUGACUUAGUUUGUGGAGAUAUUCCAUUUGAACAAGAUGAACAAAUCAUGAAAGCAGAAGUGUCAUUUAGAGGAAGAUUAUCACAUGAUGUGAAAGACUUGAUUAAAAAGUGUUUAGCAAUUCGUCCAUCAGAUAGGCCAUCUUUUGAAGACAUUUUAAAUCAUUCAUGGUUAGCAACAACUCCACAGUUGCCAGUUGAAAAACUUAGUUUACAUGGAAAUAAUAACAAUAGUUCUUGCCAGCAUGGAAAUUCUGUAGACACUGUUUCAAUGAGUAGUCAAGAAAGCGUGUGACAAAAAUUUAAGACAAUAGAUUUAGUCAAUAUUCUGUGCAACAGAAAAUGCAAUAAACUCACUCAUUCCAAUGCUCAGGGAUUAAUCAAACAAUUUGCCAAAGUCUGGCAUAAUUUUAUUGUGCUAUUCAAAGAUGACAUGCUCAUAGGACUUGUUUUAUUUAUUUAUUUAUGAUAUAAGUUCUGAGAACUUAUUUGCCACUGCCAUUUCAAUGCAUGUGAAACAUUUGUACUUUUGUUGUCAAUAAGUGUAAAAUUCAAUUUUGUAUAAACUGGUGCUAAAAAUUACGACUUGGUUUAUACCCUAGAUAGACAAUUUUAGUAGAUUUUACAACGGAGAAACUAAGUUUCUUGAUAAUAUUUAAUGUACUGUAGUAUUUAACAUUCACAUUGAUUUUAGAUACAACUUGGAGUCUUGACUUACUCCUAUGUAGCAAUUUGGCACUAAACUAACAUUUUCCAAUUUAUAUUUAACAGAUUUUAUAAUCUGGAUCUGCAUUUUAAAAUUUGUAAUUUAUGCAACAAUUAUACAAGAUUGCCUGCCAGAAAAGUUCUCAUUAAAUCAUUUUUAUGGAUUUUUCAAAUCAUUGAUCAUUCAUUUUGUAAAUAUAAAAUCAUAUAUUUAUUGGCAGAAUUUUGCCGUGUGUAUGACUGUAGUGUGCAAGAUAAAACUGAGACUGAGGUAUAAUAGGAGAUGGAUGUAUGAGCAAAGAGCCAUUUUACAAAAAUUGUUCGGAGUGAUAUUAAUGAUGAAGUGAGAGUUGUUCUGUGUGUUGCUUAUAAGCAGCUUAGUAAGGUGUGUCUAAUUUAUUUGGGAGAAAUCCUUUGUGUUUGUUUGUAAUGUAUAUAACUUAUUUUUAUAAAGAAAAAAGAAAUGGAAGGAUCCAAAAGAUUUAAAAAUAAAAGUAUAAAUAUUAA